CGGCUGCUGGCGCGCCUCCUCCAGGGGGCCCGCUCCGCUCCGCUCUCGAGUCACUCCGGCAGUGUCCAACCGCAGAGCAAGCAGCCGCUGCUCCACCUCCUGCUCCACCUCCUCGUUGUCGCCCUCGGAGCAUCUCUCGCCGAGCGUGCGGUGCCGGCGGAGGCUCGUCCGUCGCAGGGCCGCGCCGAGCAUGGAGAGCAAGCGCUGCUUCGCCAACCGCUUCGACGACUACAAGGGCAGCCUGCUGGCCGGGCAGUGCAAGGAGGCGGUGACGCCCUUGGUGACGGCCACCAUCGACCGCAUCGUCAAGGAGGUGCCCGUGCUGGGCGGCGGCGAGGCGGCGAGCGGCCUGGGCUGCUGCCAGGGCGGGCUGUACGGCGGCGUGGCCGGCGUGGCCUACAUGCUGUACCACGUCGCGCAGUGCCCGCACUUCGCCCAGGCGCGGGACUCGUACCUGCGCGCCGCCAAGCAGCUGGUGGACGCCUGCGUGCGCUACGAGGAGGACUGGGGCGAGGGCGACGCCGACACGCGCGCCGCCUUCCUGCUGGGCGGCGCGGGCGUGUACGCGGUCGCCACGCUCGUCUACCACGCGCUCGGGCGGGCGGACUGGGCCAGGCUGCUGGGCAAGUUCCGCGAGCUGUGCGAGCUGUGCGUCCCCAUCACCUUCCUCGAGUGCGGCUCCGACGAGCUCUUCGUGGGCCGCGCCGGCUACCUGUGCGCCGCCUUGGUGCUGAAGCAGAAGCUGGGCUUGGAGGUGCUGACUCCAGCACAAAUCAAAUCAGUUUGUCAAGCGAUUUUAGAAUCUGGGAAACAGUAUGCCCUGAGGAAGAGGAAACCGGUCCCUCUCAUGUACUCUUACUAUGGAACAGAAUAUCUUGGAGCUGCCCAUGGGCUUUCAUCCAUCCUUCAGAUGCUGCUUUCCUACUAUGAAUAUCUCCCACCUGCUGAUCAGGAGCUAGUGUGGCAGAGCGUUGACUUCCUCAUGGAUCAAGAACAGAAUUGCAACUGGCCCCCAGAACUAGGAGAGAUGAUUGAGAGGGAGAAUGAGCUUGUACAUUGGUGUCAUGGAGCUCCCGGCAUUGCAUACAUGUUUGCAAAAGCAUACUUGGUUUCUAAGAAACCCCAGUAUCUAGAUAGUUGCAUCCGCUGUGGAGAGCUAACUUGGCAGAAGGGACUACUGAAGAAAGGACCUGGAAUUUGUCAUGGUGUGGCUGGAAGUGCGUAUGUGUUCCUGCUCCUUUAUAGGCUAACGGGAAAUUCCAAAUACAUGUACCGAGCACAAAGGUUUGCUGAGUUCUUGUUUACUGAAGAAUUUAAAGCUGGUUCCAGGGCAUUGGAAAAUGUUUACAGUCUGUUUGAAGGUUUCUCAGGGACAAUGUGUUUCCUGGUUGACUUGCUACAACCUAACCAGGCUGAGUUCCCCCUCUUCAGUGUCUUUGUGUGAAAUGGAACAUGCUCCAAUGCCAUGCCAGGACAGUUCAGUAUAAAGGAAGUCUAUAUCUAAAGAAAACAUCCAUUGCAGUGUUACCACUAAUGAGGUAGCCUUAUAUAUUCUUGGGGUGGGAGAGAGAGAAGCACGUGAAAGCCAUAUAUAUAUGCAGACACAUGCGUGCAGAUGUGCACGCAUGCACACCCACACGCACACAUAUAUGCUGAGGCUUAGGAAAAGGAGAGUGUAGCUUCAAACAGUAACUAACAGUUUUAAACAAAGCUCUGUAUUUAUUCAAAACUGAAAAGAAAAAAAGAAUUCAUAUGAGUGAAGAAAAAUUUACAUGUCUGUUUCAUAAUAAUAAGCAGCUUGUUGAAGUGGCAACAUGGAUAUUUGAAUUUUAGGAAUGUGCAAGUGGAGAACAAAAAAAUAACUGAAUUAAUACACCGUCCUGUACAUGUUUGUACCCUAGCUGGAGAAUGCUGAAAGUUGGACUUUUUCCUGUAUAAACAUGCAUAGGAUUGCCAUCACUAGCUAAAAAGCACAAUCACCCUGCUAAACUUUGGUGGGGAGGCAGGCAAUACAAAUUUGGAAUGUCAAAUUUGUAGGUAUUUAUUGUUCUAUAUUUAUUCUGUCUGUAUGUAUUGCUAUGCAUGCAUAUAUUUAACACUGACAGAAACAAAGCAUCCUGGUUCUCAAGGUGUGAGAUGGAGAUUAAUCAUCAUUAUUUCCUUGACUUCCCCAGAAAAGAUCCAAGCAAUUUACACAAAGCAAAAUAUCUUCCUUACCCCCUACUGAUAGUUCUGCUUGUCUUCAGGGCUCAAUAAGGCAGAGUUCUCAAACUUCUAAUAAUGGAUUGGCAAAUAUUAAAGUAUUUCCAGGUGCACAAUACACAGGAGUAAAUGCCAAAGAAUACCUGAGAAAUGUCACCAUGCUGGUUUGCCUUCUUUUGAAUCCUCCCCUGUAGGAAAUAUUUAACAUGACUGCAUGCUUCUUCAGAGGUAAGCCACUGAUUUCAGUGGAACUUGCUUCCUAAUAAGCACUUAUUGUAUUGCAGCCUUAAUUUUGGGGAACCUAGUAUAAUGAAAUAUGGGUACCAUUAUUUGAUUUGUGAUACAUAUCAUUCUCAACACUAUAACAUGUAAAGUACAAUGUAAACAAGAAGUGAGUUUGACCUGUGAACCAAGUGAAGAAUAAAGGCAUCUUCCUGAGCUCUUUAUAAAACUAAUCUUGCAAAGAAGAAUACAAAACACAUGCACACAAGAACCAGCUCAGUAAGUGGAGCAUUGGGAGUGUGGAAAAUCAGUUAUGUUUCCUGCAUUAUGUAAGAUAAUAAAAUAAGCAUCUCAACACAGUGACAGUGAUAAAAAGCUACUAUCAAUACAUAAUAUUUAUUGCAGUCUCUAACACAACAGUAAUGAUUUUAUUGCUAAAAUCAAAUGGUAAAGACCUGUAUAUACACUUUAAAAACAAGCACUGUCUUACUUUCUAAAAAGCCACCAAGGCUGUGCACAGUAGUAUAAAACAAUAAAGCUUAUUAAAUACAGGGAUCCUAAUAGCUAGCAGGAGAACUUGUGCUAAGAUAAAGGCCUUUUUCUGGUUAACAAGUUAAUGCUUUUCCUGUAAGCAACUCCAAGAACUGUAUAAUUAUUCUAACAAAGAUUUGUGGCCUCAUCUGGAAACUGCUUUAGCUUGACUGGAUCUUUUCCUUCCUUCUUCUCUCUUUCCUUCUACUUAAGUCAAUUUGUUAAAGCACACCACUCUGAUUUCAAAAUAGCCUUAGAGUGUUUUGAUGAUACGACAGUUGUGUAUGUCUCGUAAAAUGUAAAACAAACUGUAGUUACAGGUUUGUCAAAGCACUGUGGUUAUGAUCCUUCUCCGUUGCAAUAUCCAAACAUCAAGGACUCUUCACAGGGCUUAACAAAGUUUAUGUCUCAUCAUCCCCACUGAGCAGCUGUUAAGACAAUACAGUCCCUUUCAGUAUAAGUGCUGUGCCAGCACAAAAAAUAGCCAUACCCUUUGGGUGCAGUUCUGCUUCUGUCGAAGCCAAUAGCAAACUUAUGGAGCUGUAGUCUAAAGCAACUAAUUGCUUUUUCAUAUUACAUCAAGAAUGUAAGAGGAGCUAUACUAGAUCAAGCGAAGGACCCAUCUAGGCCAGUAUUCUGUUCACACAGUGACUGAGCAAAUGCCUGUGGGAAGUCCACAGCAGGGAAUGAAUGCACUAGCACCCUCCCACCCAUGCUCCAAAACCACUAGCAAACAGAAGCACAUCAGCUCUGCUGCUGGAGACAAUAUGCAGCCAUCAGGGCUCUCCCACACUGGAGACAUUAAAGAGAACUCCAUGUCCUUAUGGGCCCCUUCCAACACUACUAUUCUAAGAUUCUGUUAUCAGAACUAGCAGCUGUUGAUAAACUUAUCCUCCAUUAAUUUGUCUAAUUCCCCAUUUGAAGCCAUCCAAAUCAUUGGCCAUCACCACGUCUUGUGGCCACAUAUUCCAUAGUUUCACUAUGCACUGUCUGAAAAGCAGUUCCUUUUAUUUGGCCUGAAUCUCCCUCUGUUCAGCUUCAUUGGUUCUAUUAUCUUGAGAGAAAGAAAGAGAAAUGGCUCCCUAGCCAGUUCUCCCAAGCAUGCCUAAAUUUAUACACUUCUAUCAUGCCUCUGUUUAUUCGCCUUUUCCCUGUGUGAUGUGUUGUAAUAUUUCCUCAUAGCAGAGCUGUUGCAAGGUCAUUUUGGUGGCCCUUUUCUGCACCUUUUCCAAAUCCAUACUAUUCUUCAUCAGAACUAUACAGUGACCAGAAUUACAUAGUUUUCAAGUAUGGUCACAUAUUAGAUUCAUAUAAGAGUAUAAUGAUAUUGGCAGUUCUUUUUAUCCUAUUCUAUCCAUACGCAACAAGAAAUUUGCCUUGUCACAGUAAUUGAAUACUUAUAUAACAUUUUCAUUGAACUAAUUAGCACAACCCUAAAAUCUCUUUCUUAGUCAGUCAUCUGUGACUGGGACUCAUCAGUACAUUUGUGAAACGUGGAUUAUGUGCCACAACGUACCAUUUUAAUGCCCAUUAACCCAGUUUGGAGACAUCCAUGUACCUUUUUACAUCCCUCCUUUGCAACCCUACUCUCUGCUUUGUGUUGCUUAACUAGUUAACAGUUCAUAAGAGAAGGGUUUCCUUAUCCCAUGACUGCUAACUUUGCUCAAGAGUCUAUUGAGAGAUAUAUUUAAUGCCAUGUCCUCAUAACAUAUCAGAAAAUUACAUAUAAUGCAUAUACAUAAUGUACAUGCUCUGUAUAUAAUGCAUAUACUCUGUAAAUUUAAGAUGGUGAUAUGAGUUAAAUUGAAGGGUUCCAACAUAAUAAAGCCUCAUGCAGACAUGAGUUUCCAUUCUGCUCUCUAGGAGCUCCACACAUGUGAUAGGAAAUGGCCAUGAACACUUGGAAAUGUGUUCAUGUGGGCAGGUCCACUCUUGUGUGUUUUCUUUUGACUGAUCCUCUCUUUCCAUGCAAUCUUGCCCACAUAGUUAGAAUAUUUAGACAUGUUUGCAUACCCAAAGAAGCAAAGGCAAACUGCAAGAUGCACAGACAGUUGACUUUGCUGUCCUCUUAGGCUUUGGUGUAUAGCAGAGGCCAGUGUGAUCCAGUGUUUGGAAUAGUGAACAUGAAUGGAGGUCAUUUUUAGAAAGAUUCCAUUUUAUCCAUUAUUUCACUCUCUGACUUGAAGCAAAUGCAGUCCUUCACUUGAAGUUACCUAAUGUUACCUGAUAAUAACAAGAAUGGCCUACCUCACAGAGCUGUUAUGACAAGGCAGAGUAUUAUAAACCCUGGCUGUUCUGCAAGAUAGCUACCAUAAUCCUAUGCAUGUUUAUCUAGAAGUAAGCCUCACAGAGUUCCUUGGUACAUACCUCCAGGUAAAUAUAUACAGAAUCACAGCCUGAAUCAUGGCCUGUGUUAGUCUGUUGCUGCAAAAACAAGAAAGUGUUUUGUGACACUUAAAAAUUUGUCAAAUGUGUUAUGUCAUAAGCUUUUGUGAACUAGUCCAUAGAAGCUUAUGCCAUAAUUCUUAAAUGUCUGCAACAUUCUUUGUUGUUUUAGCUUAAAGUAUAGUAAUAGCACAUGGAGAAUUUAGGAUUUCAUGUUCCAUUAGCAAAUGCCAUUACUUUCACCUUCUGUAGAACUCCUUGCUCUGAAGACACUGGGCCUCAUGUGCAGGGAAAUACCUCCCUGUUUCAGUAGUCUUAAAUUUUUUCAAGGAACUCUAUUCUCUCUCAGUGAAAACAAAAAGAGCAAUUUUGCCAGCAGUUCUAAUAAAAGCAAACUCAGCACAUAAGAAGAGUCAUGCGAGAUCAAGCCCAGGGGUGAUCCAGUCCAGCAUUCUCUUCCUUUAGGGGCAACCAGCUGCCUACAUUAUCCCUUCAACAAGGUAUGAGUAAAACAGUCCCCUUCUGCCCAAGUUCCUCAUUGGCGGGUGUAUGCAGGCAUACCAGCUUUGUCACCAGAGGUAUCACACAGCCAUUAAGACUCAUGGCCAUUGACAGCCUCCUCCACCUCCACAAAUGUGUCCAGUCCCCUUUUAAAGCCUUAAUCGUAUCAUAAUAGAUAUGCACAUGCAACUACAUAUAUUCUUUAGCCCUUUGGGCAGAUGAUCUAGCUUUGACAAUUCAUGGUCUUCAUCCAACUUGUGAACAAAAAUACCCAACACAAAAGAGAAGCAUUAUUUCUUAAAAAUUCACCUUUACUUACAAAAGUAUGUGUAAAGGAGUAGCCCAAGUUUACACUAAUGGCUUUCUCAUUAUUGACAAAACACAGUAAAUGGUUUGAUAAUAUUUCCCAAUAGAAUAUUGGGAACAUUACAACAUUAUCCCAUGUUGUAAUAAAUCCAGUCAUAAAACACACUUCCUGGAGAGGCAGCCCUACUGGUUUCCAUUGAGGCACAUUACAUAUCCAAAUCAUUUAUCCGACUUGCAUUCUCCAUGUGGGAAGAAAUUCUUUUUAUCCCUUUCCUUCCAUCCUUGCAGAAUCUCCUAAAAUACUGCAGAUUUUGUUUUGUAGAUACAGCCACCCGGUGUCUUAAACAAUGUGGAAACUGGUUUUCCUUAUUGCAGAUUUGUUUGCAGAUUGUUUUUUCUUAUUGCAAACUGUGUUCUGAAAUAAUGCCAUGUCAAAGUAUUAAUAACAUGCAAAACCUACCUAAAUCUACAAAGGGGAAGCUCUUUUACAAUUGGGCUCUCCAACAUGGUAUAGUUGUAGCAUUUCCCCCUCUCUUCCAAAUUAAGGGUGCAACCCUAUACAUGUUAAGACCAAAGGGUUCUGCAGCUUUCAGCAUGUUCUAGCCAGCCAAGCUGUCUGACAAAUGCUGGAAGUUAUAAGAUGUCUUUCUAUCUUAAUAUGCACCUUGGAACAUUUUUUUUAAACUGGGAGGCCAGUUUUCUGUAAGAUGAACCAGUGCCAUCUUUUUUAGGUUCAAAGAGUGGCUUUGUGUUUUAGAGAUUGGAGUCUCACCCUGACUUGUAACUGGGUUUUUGAGCAAGUUACUUUUCAUUUAGUUUUGCCAGUUUGCUUUUUGGGAAAUUAAUGUUUUGUAACCAGACAUGCCUGCCAUGCAGCCAUUUUAUAAACGGGCAAGCCCCACCAAUGAAAAUGCUGUUGCAGCACCCACAUUUCUCAAAGCUUCAGACAUGUCCACUGGUCCCAAAUGAUGAAGAUCUCCAUCUUACAAAUUUAAGUGUGUGCGUGCUGAUUUGGAAUUCCUUCCAUGUUGAAUGCGACUGACUCCUAAGAAAGUGUAUAGCAUUGCAGCAGCCCAAUUUAAGUCCUUAAAUGUGAUAGGGUGCUUAUAUGUGUAAUUAAACAGAUAUUUCAGUAAUGCAUUUUUCCAGUUAUGCUUUCUUUAAAAAGUCUACUGUUAAUCUUUGCCAUGUAUUGUGUGCCUAUUUAUGAUGCAUAUGUCUUGUGUACUAGUGUAAUAGAUUUCAACCUAAGUGGGCUAUAAGCAUUACUAAGAUAUUUCAACCAAACAGAAUUGUAAAGAACAAAUAUCAAAGAACAGUCAUUAGGUUAUUGUUAUUAAUCUUUUUCUUAGAGCUGAGCUAUUGCUUUAGUAGUGGAUUUUAGUAGUACAUUUUAGCUUUUUCUAUAGCCUUGAACAAUGUUGCGAGUUUGGUCUUAGCCUUGUUUAUGUUCCCUGACCCUGGAAUGUCACAAGUAGUUUGUGGAAGCUGCAUAAACUUCUGAAACCCUUUGAGCUCCCCACAUUUUGAGCUUGUGCGAUGUAACUUGAAGAGCGGAAUUGUCCAUUCAUUUACAAGAAGUUAUUUCGGUAUUCCUAGUCUCUGUAUGAGCUCUUAUUUCUCUGCCUGGGCAAGUGAUCAUCUCCAUGCUGCACUGAAUUCAGAUUAUUCACUACAGCAUACAAUAGUGGUGAGAGACUUGGGAAAUCUGGGUUCUAGUCCCUAUUUGGCCAUGAAGCUCACUGGGCCAGCCACUGCCUCUCAGCCUAAGCUACCUCACAGGGUUGUUGUUGUGAGGAUAAAAUGGAGAGGAAGAGAAUUUUAUAAGCCACCUCGGCUUCCUUGCAAGAGGAAGAAAGUAGGCUUUAAUCAAUUAAUUAUUUAAUUAAUAAUAUUAAUUAAAAAGAAUCCACAGAACAUAUGUGCAGUUCAACAACACUGAACAUCUCUUGGGACAAUCACAAGUAGUCAAGUAAAUGAGGCCAAAAAUACAUGUUUUAAAAUAUAUAAUUGAAGAUGGAUGCAAGAUCAUUCUUAGGAAUCUUUUCAUACAUUUAACUGUCCUUUAUUAAAGGGAGUUUGCAGUAUUAUGCUUCACACAUACUGAAUUCAAGUAGCAGGCUUACCACAGUGUCUAUGACAGUGCAUGUAUUUCCCAGGUUCCUGACACAGAGGAAGGAAAAUACCAUAGUCACGAUCUGUUGGAAUCUCAACAUGAAUAUUUCUAUACAGGAACAAAUAAGGGUGUAUGAGGAGGCAUACCAUUUCCUGUGUUAGUCCACUAUCAGAAACCAUGAUACUGACCAGCUUUCACAGAUACAUGAUUGUGCAAGUAGGAAUGCAAGGGUGUAACAUACUUUAGGACAAUACAUUUAUAGUGCAGCCCUUUGCAUGUUUACUCAGAAGCGAAUUCCUCUGAGCUCAGUGAGAUGUAUUUCCAAGUAAGUGGCACAGAAUUGCUGCCUUACAGCACAAUCUUUGGCAGGUUUACUUAGAAGUAUAUCCCUCUAAGGUCAGUAUGCUUGGGACUGUAGCUUAAAAAGUAACAAGCCAAAUCCUAUACUAAGAGAAAAAUAUGCAUAAUGCGAAGCCAUUAGCUAGCAAUACUCAGGGCCCGUGACACAAUACACCAUUCAAGGGACGUGAGUUGGUAUAUUCCAACUAAGCACAGAUUUUGAUUCAUUACAUGACUAUUUAUACCCUGAAUACUGCAUUUAUGCGCUAAAUAGCCUUGACAAAUGUAAACAUUAAUCAUAAAAGACUGUCAUCAUCAUCACUGUAUAGAUGAAGAAUUUGCGUUCAUACUAAAUUUGCUAACAGUUGUAUCUACUGCUAUUAAUCUAUAUGUUUCUCUUAACUCUAUAGUUUCCUUAUGAUAAAAUGUUCUAUUCGUAUGACUGUUUACACACCAUAGACAAGAUGUAGCUACAUUAUUUCAAGACAACCUUUAUUACAUUUCUCAUUGUAGUAUGUCAGAGUGUAUUAUUUUAGCUGUCAUGUGCUUAAUCUUGUAAUAUUUUGUAAUAUUGUAAACAUACACACAUAACAACAGCUCUUUAGAUAAGAGUUGGUAGUUUCUGGGUCUAACAUAGGCCCUGUUUUUCACAUACCAAUUCUGAUAGAACUUGAUCAUCCAUUAGAUGCAACUACACUGAUGUAAUAUAAGAAAUCAUGUGAUAGAACUAAAACUCAUUUUGCAAGGCAAUGCGCUGCUUGCUAGUCAAACAUAUUUUAUAAAGCUGUAUUCCAAACAAUAUUAUCUAAUGCUGGACCAAAAAUAUUUUCUGUACUAUGACUAUAUAAUACAACAGAAAAUAUUUUUUCAAAUUCUUAAGUUUUAUGCAGAAGGAAACUAAUUUCAGACAAUAGGUUUCAUGUUUAAUCUUUCUUGUUAUGCUGGAUGAAAAGAAAGGAAUAUAGUAGUUCAAUUCCACAUUUGGGGCUGUUUCUGGUAGGGUCUGCUGCAAGAAGCUCCAGUGACUUUGCCUUCCUAUUAUCAACAAAUCACCAACCCAGCUUAGUGCUGAAUGAUGAAAGGCCAGAGACCACUUCCUUGAAUGCAAACACACACUGCUAUUCUUUGAUUUCUGAACACUCUGGAGAAUCAGAAUCGCAUGUUAUGCAUAGAAAUGUUGCUGUGGUCUGCAGUGGAUGUAGAAUCUUACCCCACAUCUCUCUGAAGACAGAAGAACUCUUACUGACAUUAGUCCAUAGGGUGUCAGAGCCCCAGUUUGAUAGCAGUAUACACAAGUUUUGCUUAGAGUAAUAUGUAUAUAAGAGUCAGCAAAGUACAGGAAGAACUAUUUUGUGUUGCUGUUGCAUACCCUCUGAUGGUAACCUCUGUUCAUUCGUUUUUGCAUUUGGUAUUCACAAAUAAGGAACUUUGGUAUCCUCAGCUUUGCUAUCUGCUCACUCCCAUCAAAUGGAUAGUCUCUUUAGAAUCAACAGAAUUUACUCUUACAGGAUUGCACCUUAAUUUAAAUUAAAAACCCUUGCCUCUAUAAUGUUUUAAGCACUGUGAUGUUUCCAAAUGUGAUUAUUGUACUAGUUUUGUAUUGUAAAUUAGAGACAUAUAAAAUAAGGAUUUUUUAAAGCUGUGAUCAAAAUACUAGCUUAGCAAUGACAGAAGAAUUUCCCUUCUAUCCAUGUUAUUUAUGUAAAACCAGUGUGGUAUCUUGCCUUAAUUCCAAUAAAGCAUAACUGUAUGUGC
Molecule: messenger RNA, 10357 nt
Organism: Varanus komodoensis (Komodo dragon)
Lineage: Eukaryota; Metazoa; Chordata; Lepidosauria; Squamata; Varanidae
Gene: LANCL3
Product: LanC like 3
Exons: 5
Coding region: 191-1444 (417 amino acids)
Biological process (GO): peptide modification; carbohydrate metabolic process
Cellular component (GO): plasma membrane
Source: RefSeq, a predicted model, not a curated record